Messenger RNA from Gossypium raimondii (Peruvian cotton), 2343 nucleotides. RefSeq lists its product as uncharacterized. The record is from RefSeq and is a predicted model, not a curated record. The transcript is spliced from 4 exons. Lineage: Eukaryota; Viridiplantae; Streptophyta; Magnoliopsida; Malvales; Malvaceae. Gene Ontology annotation, biological process: regulation of asymmetric cell division. Bases 930 to 2123 code for a protein of 397 amino acids.
CAUUCUCUCCUUUUGUUUUUUACUGCAGCUUUUUCAUGUAUUUGAAGUUAAAUAAAUCUGGGGUUUUCUUAUAACCAAUUAUAAUGGACUAGAUCUGGUUAAAGCUAGAAAAUACAACAGAUGGAAAGGGUUUAUGUGGGGGGUUUUAAAAUCAGCUUUUUAACUUUUGAGUCAUAAUUUAGUGGUUGAAUGUUUAUGUAAGCUUUUUUCCCCUAAUAAACUUUUUUGAGUCUUGUCUUUUUGUAUUUUGAGUACUGACUAAAGGAAGAUUCCCCUGGAGCUGAAAUGUUUUUGGUGAUGGAGCAAUUUAUUUGUGAAUAUUACUUUUUGCACUUUAUUGCUGUAUUUAAUUGGAUACUAUUUGCACUUUUAGGUAGUGCAUAGAAUUGGAUAGUUGUUGGUUUCUAAGCUAGUGAAUGAGCUUGAAUUACAUGGUUGUUGUAAUUUGGUUUUAUCAUUCUCUCAGCACUGCUAUAAUUUAGCUUUUCUUUUGAAGUCUAUCCUUUUUCUUUUGCCUUCUGUCUUAAUCUCUGGAUAUUGAUUAGUUUCCGGGUUAAGGCUGCUCGGUUAAUAUGAGCCCUUUACUCCUUGUUUGGUUUCAUGUAUUUCUGUGCUUCCAUGGAGGUGGAUGGUUGUUUUCCUUUUCGACUAAUUUAGUUAAACAAAAAUCAUGACAUGGUGGUUUCCAACUUUCAAUUGAUCAUAUGAUCUGCUUUGCCUUGAUAAUGAGCAAGUGCCCUUCUAUUCAACAAUAGGCUACAAGAGUGACUUAGAGACUUAUUCAUACUCGGUUGACAUAGAACCUUUUGAGAACAAAGCGAACCUUUUGAGAACAAAGAAAAGCCUCUGGAUUUGGUUGGACUAAAAGCCGAAGGAAAAUCAGAACGGAGUCUUGCUUGAGUGUAAAUGACUUUUCCUUUGGUAACGAAAUGGAGGUCACAGAUUUCGUGAGAUCAAACUCUCAUUUCUCAAAGAAUAUGGAUUCAAUUCAGGACUCGGUUUUUUAUUUGGAUAGAAGUGUGAUGGAGUGUAAUUUGCCUGAAUUGGUAGUUUGUUAUAAAGAGAGUACAUAUCAUGUUGUCAAGGAUAUCUGUAUUGAUGAUGGAGUCUUGACAAAGGACAAGUUUUUGUUCGACAGUGGUGCGAAUGAGAAGUUUUUGCCUUCCAAAACGGAUCUAGAAGCUCAACUAGUGAAAGAAAACUUGAAAGCCCAUCCUGAAGGAAAUCAAUCUGGCAAGGAUAUUGACGAUGAAUGCGGCAUGAAGAAAAAACUUGAUGCUGAUACAUGUAUACAAGAUGUUUCCUUACUAGAAGAAAGUGAGUCUAACAAGGGAAUUCCAUGUCAGUGUGAUUCUAAGGAUUUGAUUUUAUCAAGGGAAAUGAAGGAAGAUGCAGUGAAAAUGAUUACAGAAGACGUCUCCAAAGAGUUGUAUACCCUUGGACUUGGCGAGUUACUUUUGAUGUCAGAAAUGAGCACAGUGAAAGCUGAAAUUGUGUGUUCCGAUUGCAGAAGUGAUGGAACCCAACAACAGAAUUUUCAGAACUCGAGCGAAAAGGAAGUGACGGUGAUGCCUGCUUUGGUUUCUCCAGUUGAGGAAUCAAACAAUGGGAAUGAGGAGGCAAUUCUCUCAGCUCCUGCUUUGGUUUCUGCAGCUGAAGGAUCCGAGCAUGGGAAAUGGGAAGCUACCUUGAUCAGUCCUGUUCUGGCCUCCGCUUCUGAGGAAUCAACCGGCAGCAGAAUUGUCGAUGAGGUAUCUGAUUCCUCUGCACGAACAAGCAGCAAAGAUCGUUGUUGCCACAAUCUUGAUCUUGAACCUCUUGCAAGUGGAAGUACGCCCAAGCUGGAAGAUCCAGCUGAUCAGCUUUUGUCGAGCAAUCUUCAGCGCGGCUAUGGAGAGUGUAGUUUCUCUGCUGCAGGUCUAAUAACUUACUCUGGGCCAAUAGCAUAUUCAGGCAGUCUCUCUCAUAGAUCAGAUAGCAGCACAACAAGCACUCGUUCUUUUGCCUUCCCUAUAUUGCAAUCUGAAUGGAAUAGCAGCCCGGUAAGAAUGGCAAAAGCUGAGGGGAGACAUUACAGGAAGCACCGAGGUUGGAGACAGGGCCUCCUUUGCUGUAGAUUCUGAAUACUUCUCUAUUCAAUCCAUAGGUUAUAUAAAUAUAUUAUUUUGUGCUUAUCAAAAUUAUAUUUUGGGGGGGGGGGGGUUGAUCUCAUGCAUGUAAAUUGAGCUGUAAGCAAUGUCUUAUCAUUUUCAUAUACCAUUGGAGCAUUUGGUUUUGGUUUUUUCAAUUUGUUCAUAGUAUCAUCUUAUAUCAUCAGAUAAAGAGUGUUGAUUGUUCGUAUUA